Molecule: messenger RNA, 1209 nt
Organism: Microthlaspi erraticum
Lineage: Eukaryota; Viridiplantae; Streptophyta; Magnoliopsida; Brassicales; Brassicaceae
Source: the annotation of a GenBank genome assembly
AUGAGAGAGACCCAGCAACGGUCAAGAAGGCCCUACGCCGAGACGAGAAGAGCCCAUCUCGUCGGUCGACCUUGCCGACUCGAGGGGAAACGCUGUCGCCCUCCCCUCGUCGCGGCAUGCCGCGACAGACCAUCUCGCCAUGACGAUAUCCUCAAGACGAUUCAGACGCUCCUGAAGCCACUAACCGAGGGCUUCAAAGCGAUGCGAGCCCAGCAAAAGAAGACCCAGGAGCAGGUCGAUACCCUGACCCAAGAAGACGACGAGGAACCGUUGGACCCCGCUGCCGCGACGACCAACGGAACCACUAAUCCCCCGGAGUUGACAAAAGCACUUGCCGACACCCGGAGGAGCCCACUCACAGCAAGGAUUCGCCGAGUCCAACUCCACGACAGAGUACGACUUAAGAUCGAACCCUUUGCUGGCGACCAAGACCCGAAGAAGUGGUUGACGGCAUUCAACCUCGCCAUGACGAGAGAGAAAUAUGACUCUCUCGACGAGAGGGAUGCAAACUAUUGUCAAGUCUUCGUCGAGCAUAUGACGAACGAAGCCCUUGUCUGGUUUUCAAACCUCCCUGCCGAGACGAUUGAUAACUUUGACGAUCUGACCAAUGCUUUUCUGAAGCACUACUCCAUGAACAUGACUAGGAUCACCCGAAACAUGUUCACUGUGACGCAAUCAAAAGGCGAGCCCUUAAGAGAAUUCAUCGAAAGAUUCAAGAAAGCAACACUUGAUCUCGACGACAUGCCAGAUAGUGUCCCGCUCGAAGCACUUCGUAACGGUCUCUGGUACAACUCAAAGUUCAAGGAAGACCUAUCGCUGAGACCAUCGACGAACUUGGAAGACGCGCUCCACCGAUCCCAAAACUACAUUUUCCUUGAGGAGGAUAAAGACUUCUAUGCCGAGAAGCACGGCGUGAAGAGAUCAUUCCCUUUUGCAGAAGAUGACAGCCCCGAGAAUCACUGGGACGUGACCGAGAUGCCGUCACAAUCCGCUCCGUCAACCCCAUCUCGUCUCCGCUCGACGACACCACGAAUGACGAGUGCGAUCAUACUUUGUACUGUCGCUUCCACAGAAGAACUGGUCAUUCUAUCGACACCUGCACGGAACUCAUCAGUAACCUCUUGGAGCAGUACGAGAAGGAAAACUUUCCGGUGGAAGACUUCUCCCACGUUCAUGGAUCUCCAUGAACUUGCGAAAUUUCUGGUCUAG